Ictalurus furcatus (blue catfish) is the source of this 12022-nucleotide messenger RNA. RefSeq names its product zinc finger protein 227. The record is from RefSeq and is a predicted model, not a curated record. Bases 4255 to 7968 code for a protein of 1237 amino acids. NCBI's taxonomy places the organism in Eukaryota, Metazoa, Chordata, Actinopteri, Siluriformes, Ictaluridae. Gene Ontology annotation, molecular function: RNA polymerase II transcription regulatory region sequence-specific DNA binding; DNA-binding transcription factor activity, RNA polymerase II-specific. Gene Ontology annotation, cellular component: nucleus. The transcript has 2 exons. Gene Ontology annotation, biological process: regulation of transcription by RNA polymerase II.
UUCUCCUGGUUAGGGUCGAGGUGAUCAAUAGUAGUAUUUUCUUUAUACGGGUUACCAAGUAGGGCUUUUAUUGUGAGUACACCCACUUCCGGUUUCUGUCUCGGAACGCCCAGUACAGCUGGUACCUCCAUUGCUUACCAAGACAGCACCCUGCACUGACAAUGCGUGGCGCUAAGCUAAAACAAGCCAUUGUGUGAACGUGAUGUCCAUGGCUACACUGCUUUGCAACCUGGAAUUAUGACUCAAGGUCCUUGUCACUACUUGUAGCUUGAGGCCGUACCUGCAACCCAAUCAGGUUGCUCCUCCAGUUUGGCACAUCCAUACAUGCCAUCGCAAGGAGGUUUGGGGUGUCUCCCAACACAGUUUCAAGAGCAUGGAGGAGAUACCGGGAGCCGGUCCAUUACAUGAGGAGAGCUGGAUAGGGCCGCAGAAGGGCAACAACCCUGCAGCAGGACCGUUAUCUGCUCCUUUGUGCAAGAAGCAACAGGAGGAGCACUGCCAGAGCCCUGCAAAAUGACCUCCAGUAGGCUACUGGUGUGUAUCUUUCUGACCAAACUGUUAUAAACAGACUCCAUGAGGGUGGCAUGAGGGUCCGAGAUCCACUAGUGGGACGUGUGCUCACAGCCCAGCACCGUGCAGCUUGAUUGGCAUUUGCCAGAGAACACCAGAAUUGGCAGGUCCACCAUUGGUGCCCUCUUCACGGAUGAGAGCAGGUUCACACUGAGCACGUGAAGGACGUGAAAGAGUCUGGAGAUGCUGUGGGGAAUGUUAUGCUGCCUGCAACAUCAUCCAGCAUGACGGGUGUGGUGGUGGGUCAGUGAUGGUCUAAGGAGGAAUAUCCUCGGAGGGUAACAUAGACCUCCAUGUGCUAGCCAACGGUACCCUUACUGCUGUUAGAUACUGGGAAGAAAUCUUCAGAGCCAUCGUCAGACCUUAUGCCGGUGCAGUGGGCCCUGGGUUCCUGGGCGUUGUGCAUGACAAUGCCCGGCCUCAUGUGGCCAGUGUGUAGACAGCUUCUGGAUGAUGAAGGCAUUGAUGCCAUGGACUGGUCUUUAUGUUCCCCAGACCUGAAUCCAAUUGAGAACAUCUGGGACAUUAUGUCUCGGAGCAUGCGAAGCCGCCAAGUAGCACCACAGGCUGUCCAGGAGCUCACUGAUGCCCUAAUCCAGGUUUGGCAGGAGAUCCCCAAGGACACCAUCUGCCAUCUCAUCAAGAGCAUGCCCAGAAGCUGUCGGGAGUGCAUACAGGCAUGUGGGGGCCAUACACGCUACUGACUGACAUUCAGUUGCCAUGAUGAAAUUCGUGCAACUUCGAUCAGCCUGUUAUUUUUAUUUAUUUGUUUGUUUGUUUGUUUAUUUGUUUAUUUAUUGGGGGGGGGGGUAUUUCCGGUGUGAUUUUGAAUCCAGCUCUCAAUGUGUUGACGGUUUUGGCUUCCAUUGUCACAUCAUUUUGUUCUCAACGAAUUACACAAUGUAUAUAAGUAAUGAUUUUCAACUUGAAUAUUUCAUUCAUCAAGAUCCAAUGUGUGAUUUAAGAGUUCCCUUAAUUUUAACGGACUGUGAUGGUUUCAACUUCUCUAGGACCCUUUUUUUUAUUGGUUGUUUUCAUAUGAAAAGAUUUUUAGUGAAAUGAAGCCAGAUUUAGUUUUAGAAUUUUUAGCGAAGGAAAACAUUAUUUUUAAAAUAAAUAUUGGAAAUUCUUCAUAUUUUGCCACACUGUUUCUCGCCAUGAAAAUAGCCAUGGUAGCUGGUAAACUGUUGUAUUAAAGCAAUUAGAGCUGGAACAACUAAUCGAUUAUGGAAAUUUGCAACGAAUUGUCAACGAAUCUCAUUAUCGAUUAGUUUAGUCUGUGAGAGGCACAGGGCGUAUUUACUCUCUGUUACUUCUCUUCCGAAAACAUGCAUCGGAGAGGACAUGCUAGUUGUGUCCCAAAUGACAUACUGUACACUUACACUAUGCACUCUGCACUACCAUCUAGUGUGUGGAUUUUAGAAAGGUAAUAUCGUCUCAAAUGGAACCCUAGCGUUUUUUUACCAUACUAUUUUACGAAGUAUAAGCCGCUUCCUGUUCGACAGCGCAUGACGCCAUACACACAUAAUGUGAUGCCGCUAGCUUUAGCAGAUACCCAGAGCCACCGACAAUGAAUUUCUUCAGUGUAUUGUUUGUGAAUGGUACCUUUUAAUUUUAUUAUGUUUAUAACCAAAAUAAUGUCUAAAGGCAGUGCGUAACAGAAACCGUAAGGUGCAGCAAAAGUGAAUUUUUAUUAUUAAUUUAGGACUGUAGUUUAAUUCAUUGCUUUUUUUUUUUGCAUCCAUAAAAAAAAUAAUGCAUGAAUACUUUUUAUAUAAUAUAAACUCCGCAUUAUAAAGUUUAUAAAUCUUCUCGGUGGUGUUUAAUACAAAAUGCUCCACUGCCUUAGAGGUCGCACAUUUUCUUCCUCAGUCACUUGACGAUUUCGCCUCCGUCUGAUGGUCGCUGAGAGAAAAGAAAUUCAUGUACGGUGUGACUGGGUAUUAGGCUAAAGCUAGCACCAUCGCAUUACGUGCGUUUGACGUCAUGUAGGAAGCGGCAUAUACUUCCGGUUAGUAAAAAAAAAAAAACCUGCUAGUGUUAUAUUUGAGAUGAUGUACUUGGGUCCAAAAGGUUCAACAACAAAGACAACAACAAAGCACCUGGUCAAAAUAAAAGGGGUAUAAUUAUAUGGCAUAUCAUUUCAUUUGAUUCGAAGCUCUCAAUUCAAUACAUCUGUGAACUGUACAAUAUUUUCAACAGGCUGCAUAAAAGUAUGUUAUUUGUCAUAAAAUACUACUAUUACAUGAAGUUAAAUAAAGAUUGAAACUUAAUCAAGCCCACCUUCCCAUCUCUGGAAAAAGUAACUUCCUUUAUGGCUCAAAUCAGGAGAGGGUAUGCUUCUCCAAAUGCUCUUUUUCAUGAGCCAACAGGUUAACAUACUACCAUACUAGCAUAUUAACUCCUGCAUUCAGCAGCAUGCAAGAACUGGAAUAAUUCCCCAAAACUAGUGUGUGGGAGCAUUUCAGCUUCCAUCAAUACACCAGUGCUAAUACUGCACACCUAUAGAUAAUAUGGUGAAAGCACUCUGCUGCUUUCAGGCCGCGUUUCCUUGCUGAUUCAAUCUGGUCUAAAGAAAUCACUUCUGCCAGUGUGCGUAUUCGGUAGUGGAGAACACUGGAUUAAAAAAUGCAGCUGGAGCUAGAGCGAGCUAUGUGACUCUUGCAGCACAAUUAGUCUACAGCAUACUACAAAAAGCCCUGUGCUUCAGAACACCACCCAGAGUCAAACCGGUGAAAGCUUAGCCAUGUUUAAUUUUGUUACAUACUAAUGCAAGGCUUUUGUUUCAUUAUGUGCUAUAUAGUCUGAAUGGAUCACUUUAAAACUGUAAAGUUUGUAUUAUAGUAUUUGAAGUUAAAUGUAUUAAUCAGUUGAAAAUGGAAACCUAAGGCACAUAUUCAGGCAAUGCUUAUUUUUGCUGGAUAGAUAAUAUAUUGUAUCUUGACACCAAUUUAUCGUAUUCACUUUGAAUUUUGUGUAUUGUUAAAAUACACAUCUGUAUACCUUCUGCUGAAAAAUAAAUAACAUACUCUUAAUUUUUUUUGUACAAAUGUUUUUUAUUCACAACAAGCUUAACUAAACAAAUGUUUUCAACAUGGACUUAAACAUUGACACUGUGUCUGAGUCCCGAACCCUAAUUGGAAGGCUGUUCCAUAACUGUGGGGCUUUGUAAGAGAAAGCACUACCCCCUGCUGUAGCCUUCACUAUUCAAGAUGGCAACAAAUAGCCUGCACCUUUUGGGUAUGACUGAUCAUAAAAGACCAAAAGUUCACUCUGGUACUGUGGAACAAGACCAUUUAGUGCUUUAUAGGUCAAUAGUAGUGUUUUAUAAUCAGUGCAAAAUUUUACUGGGAGUCAGUGCAGUAAUGUGAAUAAGAUGGGGUGAUUUGGUCAUAUCUUCUGGUUCUAGUAAGGACCCUUGCAGAUGCAUUCUGGACUAUCUGGAGCUUGUUUAUGCUCCUACUGGAACAUCUAGACAGUGUGGCAUUACAAUAAUCCAACCUAGAGGAUUAUUUCAUUAGCUAGUAUAAAUAAUGGCUAAUGAAAAGAAGCUGGCAAGCAACUUUUCCAGUUAACUCUUUUAAAAAAAAAAAAAAAAAAAAAAAAAAAAAAAAAAAAAAAUCACCAUUGUAAUACUGACUAACAACUUUCUUUAAUGGCAGGGAAAGAGUACCAUUUAGAAAUAUGUUGAUUUGCUUUCUGUUUUUCUUCUUUAGGAAAGCUACAAGAAUUGGCACAACUGAGUGUAUAACACUCAGUACUGCCUCCCUCUGCCAUCCCACAAUGCUUGGGCUACAGGAAACAAGACCUGCUGGGACUUCCUCCACCAAAUCAUACAGCUGUGUGGCAUGCUCAGCCACGUUUCAUGGUUUAGCAUCUCUCUUGGUACAUCAAGCAUCUCACGCCAAUGAAGUUUCUAGUCCAAUAGGGGCUACAUCACCUACUUGCAGUCACUGUGGUGGAUUAUUUGCAAGCAAAGAACUUCUUGAAAAACACCACUGCAUGCUAUUACCCCCUACUGUAACUCAAGAUUUACACACGUGUGAACGUGAGGAAGGGUUUCAGGAAAUUGGUGCUAUUCAGGUGCAUGAAAAGAUGCACGAAAUGAAGACUUUUACAGAGUCAGAUAAGGAUUCUACUAUAAAAAUUGAAGUCAUGACCGAUGGCAGCCACUUUGCUCCAGUUCUCCCCUCUGAGAGCUCACCUUCCCAUGGUACUGAGGAGUCACUUAAUGAGAGCGCACAGACACUUUCUGAAGUUGAGAAAAAAGGGUCUAUAUACAUGUCAAAUGUAUCUCCUAUGCCAUGUCCCAUCUCACAAGGACAUCAUGAACGGUUGCUACCAGCAUGCAUAUCCAGUCCUAUGAUUUCCACAGAAGCACAUAGUGAGUCCUUUGAAAAUAAAGCUAAGCUCGUGGAAAAUGAAAAUGUGAAUAGUUCUGACAAUGAGGAAUCACCAGACCAGUCAACAGUAACACAUAAGAAAACACUUCUUAAAAUGCUUGCCUCUGCCUAUAUGAGCUGUAGACAGCCAGCCCAAAUUAAAUGGGGCCAAAUCAAGAGGGCUCUGCCUCCCCGAAAAGUUUCACCUAGGGCACCUUUACAAGCUCCAAUGGCUAUGUCGGCAUCAAACCCUGAGUGCACUGUUAAUCAGUUAAGACAAAAGGUUGCGAAAUAUGCCCCUAAUCGAGAAGGUUUAAUAACAUCAGACAGAACCUUCUCAAACAAAGGCAGUGUUGUAUCUGUGACCAAGACUUUGUGUCCUGUGGUGGCACUUGAGACUCGUCAAAAGCUUUUCAGGGACAAUGUUGAAGGUAGAUAUCAGUGUGGAAUCUGUCGUAGAGUGUUUCAGAACAAGGACAGCUUAAUAAUGCAUCAUGCCUUGCACAGGAAGGAGAGAGUUAAAUUUUGUCACCGUUGCCAGCAAUUUGUCAUCAGUGUAAUUUCUGUUCCGGAUAACCAUAUCUGUUCUGGCUAUGGCGGAGCAGCCAACUCUCUUCCCACAAUAAUGUAUCCACGAAAAUUAUUUCGCUGUCAAUUGUGUAACCGGAGCUAUACAAGGCGCCACAGGCUUAAAACACAUAAAUGUCACUGGGUAGCUGCUUCGGCUCGAAAAGAUGCCACAGUCUGCAAUAUUGGAGGGGAGCAACUCUCGUCAGUGAAGAACUCAACAAGCCAUGUAAAUGUUGCUGUGAACACUGAGAGCAUUAACUCUAUAAAGACUGAAGAGAGUGCAGGAUCUCCAGUGGUGGACAAAUUUCAGUUGAACCCUAACUCUUUUAAAUCUGAAAGAGCACCCAAAAGUUUCCCACCUUUUCUUCCCAAUAAGUCUAAAUUUGCAUUAGUGCAAUCAAAGGAAAAUGUUAAUGAAAUGUUGAAAGGAGAGAAUUCCAUUAACUCUUCAUCGUCUGAAGCUGAAGGAAUGGCAGGGAGUAACACAGAGGGAAGUGAAUCAUUAGAAAGAGGCCAGUGGACUGUACCGCUGGAUGAUGCUGAAAUUGAUGUUCUGACUGAUGAAGAAAACUGCCCAAGUCCAAAAGAAACCACUGAUGAUGAGGUCAUUAUUUUAGAGCCGUCUGUUAAUUAUGGAACAACACAUUCUACAAGUAAAGAUUUUCAGGUUCAUGUUUCUGAGAGUGGAAUAAGGCGUUUUUCCUGUAACAGAUGUCAGAAAAGCUAUUCUAGGCGUUUUACGCUAAAUCAGCACCUUAGGAUUUGUAGAGCAAGAAAAUUAAUGGAGCCAAAUUCCUAUGGAAAUGUGUCAGAUAAUAUCCUUGGGGUGAAGAAAAUGUUUCCAUGUCCCCAUUGUGGUUCAUCAUUUACUCGCAAAGAUAAUAUGAAUAUGCACCGAAAGAGGUGCCAAUCCAUGAGAGCUGCAAAAACUCUGGUGGGAAAUGGGAUGUUGGACAAGCAAAAUCAAGCAGCCCAGGAAAACAUAUUUGUGUUGCCACCAGUUUCAAAGAGCCAAGUGAGACAGGAGGGCAGUAGUAAUGUUGGGGGUGGAAGCUGGGGUAUUAUGUCAUUACCAUCUGUGCUCCCCAGAAAAGUGACUUGUGAGUGUGGUGCUAGUUUUACUUGCCCUAGGCUUUUGUUUGAACAUCUGCAAAUGCAUGCACUAGAGUCUUACAUUUGUUCCCAUUGUGGUGAGAAUUUGCAGUCUUGGGCUGAUUUUGAAGCACAUCAGCAAUUACAUCUACAAACUUCAGGGGCAAAAAUUGAGGACAAAGGGUCACAGCAGCAAUCACAUGUGCAGCCUCAGCUUCAGCAAGAGCCAAACAUUCAGACAUCAGUGCAAAAUCAAAAAAAGAUGUCUCAAGAUCUGUUUAAAUCACGUUUAAAUCACAGGCCCUUCACAGGUCCAUAUGUCUGCCACAGAUGUAAGAAGAUCUUUAGAUUACGCAAGUCUUUGCUAAGGCACCUAACGCGGAGUUGUAAGGGAGCUGCUACAGCUGAAAACAAACACUCUUGUUCCCGCUGUGGCAUGACUUUCCAAAACUCUUUAGCCCAAGAGGUCCACAUGCGUGGCAACACUUGUACCCCCGCUUUCAAACCUCUUAGUUGCCCAGUGUGUGUACGUUGGUUCAGCAGCCUUGAAGGACUCAAGAGACACUUGUUGUCACAUAGCCAAGAAGAAAGUUUGACUUGUCAGAUUUGUUCUUGCAAGUACUCAAGCCAUGCUGCACUUGAGGAGCAUAAACGUAGUGUCCAUAGCACAAACAAGGACUCUGAGUCACCUACUGUUCAGUCAGCACAUGUUUCACAAAGCAGCUCAUCAGAUGCCUUUCGCUGCCAGAUAUGUCAGCGCAGUUACCCAAAACUCCAGUCCCUGAAAGAUCAUCUAAGAAAGGUUCAUAGACCAAAACAUCUAAACGCAGUCCGCAUUGGCAGUUUUGAGUCCAAGGAUUUGUCAAAAGGAAUUGCACAGCAAAGUCAGACCAAGCAGUUUCAGUGUCACAUUUGUGCUCGUGCUUACCAAGAUAUUCAGUCCUUGAAAAAUCACAGGAGGAGGGUCCACCGUAUUCUAGGAGGUGGACUGCAGCCUCCAAGGGCAAAUCUACAGCAAAGUCAUUCCAAUCUAUUUCAGUGUCAAAUCUGUUCACGCACCUACCCUGACAUAAGGUCAUUGAGAAACCACAGGAGGCGGGUUCAUCGCAUCCUGGGUGGUCUUGAAAUAUACAAAGGGAUUACUCAUCAAAAUCAGAGCACUCCUUUUAAGUGCCAGAUUUGCCAGCGCAGUUAUCCAGACCUAGGAUCACUAAAUAACCACAAAAGGAGGGAUCACUGUAUUUUAAGGGAUGUACUUGAGUCAACAAAAUUGGAUGCCACACACAUGGACCAGUCACAAUCAGAUGUUGUACAUGUCACAGAUCCCAGUGGGAAUUUUGAGCCUAUUGCGUAACUAUGGUUUAUGAUCACUGACAUAUAAGUUAGAAAUAACAUGUACUGUGGGACUUUUUUGUGCACUCAGCUUUGUACAAUUUUAUUAGACUUAAAUAGUAAUAGCUUCAAAAUAAUUCUUCUGUAAAUAUGUUGGAUACUUUUUAAGGCAAAUAUUCCUUAGCUGUUUUAAGAUAAUGUUCAUUCCAUUCUUCUCAUUUCAUUAGUUGGUGGUAAGUGGUACCACCAGUAGAAAGACACUUCCCAAUGGUUAAAUAUAAUUGGCUGCAAUCUGUCAAUUACUUUGCUGGUUUCUGUUUUGAUGGUCUGUCUUUUUUAUUUUUUUUUUGCAUUUUAGGUUAUUCUAUUAAAGAUUUAUUAGAGAUUAAAGAUUGAUACUAAUGAGUAACAGCUGCAAGUCUUUGAAUCUGAUAAAGUGGGAGCAUGGCUUCCAUGGUUUGUAGUGACAUGCCAUGUCAUUUUAUUUUGAACUACUGUAACAAUGCUAUAUACCUGAAUGAGCCAAAAAAAAAAAAAGGCACUGCAUGAUGCCUCCUACAAGAGAUUUUUUUUUUCUUUUUUAGCAAUCAUUAAUAAAACAGUAAUAUUCUUGACUUUCAUGAAGAAUCUCAGCCUUUUGAGGAGUUUUUGUAAAAUUAUUAGGCCACAAAAUUCAUAAUCUUAGCUUUCCACACUCACAUGUACAGUGGGCCUCAUUUAUUAAGUUGGAUAUGAACAGAUUUAUAUGUAAAUCAUUUGUACGAGUAUGAGAAUUUGGUGCAAAUCGCAUAAAUUCGGGAAAAAAGUGUGUAAACUUCUGCAUAAGAAGACCAAGUAAUCAAAACCUUGAUUGAUCGACUUAAAAUCAUAUAAUUUGCAUGGAUUGUUGCUCUUUUAUAUGUGGAAUAUACUUAUUAGGGUUUAAAUUGCUUAUUUAUUUUUACAUUCAUAGCAUUUAACAGAAAUGCUUUGUUGUCUAUCAAAAAAACAUCCUUGUGCUAGUUUACUAGGUCAGAGACUAAAAGGCUUGGUUGUUAUCAUUAAUAUUAUAUAUUAAUAAAUAUUUUUAUUGGCAUAGAAGUGAAUCAAAAUAAAUUCCAUUUUUACCUUUCGACCUUUACACUUAACAUUAAUUUUAUUUUCCCAGGUGUCUGUACACGUGAAGAUACAUAUGUAUUCAUAUAUUAUGAAGAAAAUCAGCCUUUCCAAAACUUGUGUAAAUCCGGUCGAAACGUUUAGUUCGGGUUGGCUUAUGCAAACAUUUACACACAACUGUAUUAACAAUUAAAAAAUGAGCCCCACUGAGCUUUUUGGAGCAAGAGUCGUCAAUUAAGAAAAGUCAAUGAAGACCACAUUUUAAUAACGACGUAUGUAUAGUGAUGUACACCUGUUACUGCCUAAAACAUAUUUUGGCUGUCACCUAUCUCAAUGUAAAUAAUUGUGCUUGUUCUUUUCUCUUUUUUUAACCUUUCUCUCAUAAACAGAAAUAGGGCAUUUUAAAACACUUGGUAAGUGCAUGAACAGCUGAAAAAAAAACAUUGUAAAUAAAGGUGUUAUUUGUAAUCUCAGUGCAUUGUGAAUGUAUUAAAGUUUGUUUAAUGGUAAUGUUUUGGAAGACUGUAACUCCAUAUUGUACAAAUAAAUACUGUGGCGUUGUAUGUUUUUAGGUUCACUAAACAUUUAAGUGUUCAGUUAUUCAUAUGUUUAUUAAAUAUUAUAACAACCUACAAUCUUCUGGGAAGGCUUUCCACUAUAUUUUGGAACAUGGCUGUUGGGAUUUUCCAUGACAGACCAUGCGGUUAUUUAAAAAACGCCACCAUGCAAGUCCCUGUGUAUGAGCUGGUACUACAGUAGAGAAACAAUAACAUAAGAAGGAGUGCAUUUCUAAAAACGUAUCACUUGUGUUACAGCACCAACUACUAUCAGAGCUAUGCAGUUAUCUUAAGGUAGUCCACACCUUUUGAUCAAUCAGAUUCCAGAAUUCAACCACACUGUGGUAUAACAUGAAGUCCUACAUGCAGUUGUCAUAAGGAAGUCAGUCUUCAAAACUUCAUGAGAAAACAAUUAAUUUAUAUCCUAUACUGGAUAUAAUGGAAUUUACCAUGGUAGGGGGUUAAAAACCCAGGUGUUAUCUGUUUGUAUCAGAUGACACUGUUGUUCACCAAGUGUAUUAUAGAGAUUUAAAACUUAGAAAUAACUUGGAACACAUUUUCACAUGGUUGUAGAACAUCUUGUGUUUCUGCAGUUAGCCUGAUUUUAAACUAAUGCUGUCUUGCAUAUAAUAUACAAAUCAGCUUGCAACAUUUGACUACCAGAUUCCUGUCAUUUUCCUCCUUCCCAGUUGUAUUCAGAAGAUGGUUGCUGGAUCAAAAAUCAAGAUUUUUAAAUCCUUAUAAGCAACAACUUUGUAAUGUGUGGGCCACCCACUGUUCCGUGAUGUUAAGAGGGCUUUGAGGUGUCAGAUGUGGCUUGGAUAGAUGGUUGCAUUAAGAUAUAAAUCUGUUUUAUAUCUGUCCUGCAUGCAUUUUUAUAUCUCUAGAUAUUAUUCUGACACUUAAAACACAAAACAGCCAGCUGUAAAUGGGGAAACUUAAUGAUUCAUGAAACAUUCCUCAAAUAAGGUUUAGGAUAAAUGUUUAUUGACUGAUCUGAUUACUAUCAGAAUCAUGGAUUUCACAUUUCCACUCUAAGAGAGUUUUGUGUAAAUGGGUUUUACAGUGCUGUGAAAAAGUAUUCUGUUUUUGUGUAUAGCUCAUAAACAGUUUUAGGUCAUCAAACAAAAUAAAACUAUACAACUAAAUAGGUAAAGUUCAUCAUUACAAACUUUGAUGUUGGCUUGACAAAGCCUGUCUGAAACUUUAAAAAUAGUUAUCAGUUUGAAAUCUGAAGCUAAUGUGCAGCCAAUACGUCUAAAGUUGGAUAGAUAGUUAGGGUCGCAAUACUUUUGAGUCAGACGGAUAGGGUGCCAAUACUUCUAGCAAUCGAGAGGGAGAGAGAGAUGAUGUGAGAGUCUCUGUUACAGGUAGAUUGAUAGAGUGAGGGGGAGAGAAGAGGGGCUUCAGGUCGUGUGCAUGAAAUCUUGAACAUUCUGAGCCAGGCUCUGAACAUUUCAUCAAUGUAAGUGAAUGGGGGUUUUGGGGAUAUUUGAUCGUCCAGUACGGAAAAACUGGGAGUCCAAUCAGUUAGAAAAGAUAUAGCAUGACCAGUCUGAACAGCCUGAAGGACUGUGCUGAGUUUGGUGAAAGUAGCUUGAAAGUUCAAGCAGUUAUAACAGUCAGAAAAUUUAUAUAUAUUUUUUAAUUAUUUUUAUGCAAGUCAAUGGAAAUUUUGGCCAAUUUGAGCUUCCGUAAUGGGAAUUCUGUAAUUCCGAUCACUUAGAAAAGUCAUAGCAACUCAACUCAGAACAGGCUGAAGGUUCUUGCCAAGUUUGAUGCAUGUUGCUUGAAAGCUCUGGAAGGAGUAGCAAUUAAAUUUUGGGGGAUUCAGAAUAAUAAUAAGCAGCUUAUAGUAGAACAGUAUGUUGGCUUUGUCAAGCCAACAUAAAAAGGCAACCUGAGUAACACAAUUUUUUUUAUUAUUGAAGCAAAAAAAAGUUAUCCAACACUUAUCACCCAUGUGGAAAAACUAAUUAUCCCCUUAAAUUUAAAAUCUGGUUGUGCCACCUUUAGCAGCAAUAUCUGCAAUGAAAAACACUUCCGAUAACUGGAAAUCAGUCUUUCACAGCACUGUGGUGGAAUUUUGGCCCACUCUUCCUUGUAGCACUGUUUUAGUUCAGCCACACUGGAGGGUUUUUGAGCAUGAACUGCCCAUUUAAGGUCCUGCCACAGCAUCUCUAUUAAUUCAAGUCAAGACUUUGACUAGGCCACCCAAAAACUUUAAUUUUGCUUUGUUUUAGCCAUUCAGAGGUGGACGUACUCCUAUGCUUUGGAUCAUUGUCUUGCUGCAUAAUCCAGUUGUGCUUGAGUUUCAACUUACAGACUGAAAACCAGACAUUCUCCUUUAGGCCUAUCCAGUAGAGAGCAGAAUUCAUGUUUCCCUCAAUUAUUGCAAGUUGUCCAGGCUUUGAAGCAGCAAAG